AGAUUUGGCUGAAAGAAGUCAACAAAAGCUUUCGGAGUCCAGGCCGGGUUUUCAAAAGCAUUAAGACGGAAGUAAAGGCGGGCCGGAAGUUCCAGGGCCCGCACAGGGACCGAAAGUGGGGAGCGGGGGGAGAAGGCAGGCUCGGGGUAGGAAUGGCGGCUCAAAUUCCAAUUGUGGCUACCACGUCCACUCCGGGGAUAGCCCGGAACAGCAAGAAGAGGCCGGCCAGUCCUUCCCACAACGGCAGCGGCGCCGGGGGCUACAGCGCCAGUAAGAAGAAAAAGGUGUCCGCCUCUGGCUUUGCGCAGGGUAUCAGCGUGGACGGCGUGAGCGAGAAUAAAAUGGUGCCCUCUGAUUUUAGCACAGGACCUCUUGAAAAAGCUGCCAAACCUUUGCCAUUUAAGGACCCCAACUUUGUGCACUCUGGCCAUGGUGGUGCCUCGGCUGGCAAGAAGAAUAGAACCUGGAAGAACCUGAAACAAAUUCUGGCUUCUGAAAGGGCAUUGCCAUGGCAACUGAACGAUCCUAACUACUUCAGUAUCGAUGCUCCUCCAUCCUUUAAACCAGCUAAGAAGUAUUCUGACGUCUCAGGUCUUCUUGCCAACUACACUGACCCCCAGAGCAAGCUGCGCUUCAGCACCAUCGAAGAGUUUUCCUACAUUCGGCGGCUGCCGUCCGACGUGGUCACCGGCUACCUGGCCCUGAGGAAGGCCACGAGCAUCGUUCCCUGAGCCCGGAGAAGCGGAGAUGCAGUGGAAAACUGUUUCCAAGGCAGACUUUGGACUCAAGAUUUUGUUUUAUAGAAACAAACUCAUUCUGCUGUCAAUCUGGAAAUGUCAGUGUUGUGCCUUGGAAAGAAUGUUUGGCUUUAAUUUAAGGAGGUUUUUUUUUUUUUUUCUGUUUUCCCUCCAAGUGUGAUAUUUCCUGUUGAAUUAAAUUAUACUUCAGUUGUU
Messenger RNA from Hippopotamus amphibius kiboko, 953 nucleotides. RefSeq names its product INO80 complex subunit C (gene INO80C). Bases 153 to 731 code for a protein of 192 amino acids. The record is from RefSeq and is a predicted model, not a curated record. Lineage: Eukaryota; Metazoa; Chordata; Mammalia; Artiodactyla; Hippopotamidae. Gene Ontology annotation, biological process: chromatin remodeling. The transcript is spliced from 5 exons. Gene Ontology annotation, cellular component: Ino80 complex.